Molecule: messenger RNA, 5261 nt
Organism: Oncorhynchus kisutch (coho salmon)
Lineage: Eukaryota; Metazoa; Chordata; Actinopteri; Salmoniformes; Salmonidae
Gene: klhl17
Product: kelch-like family member 17
Exons: 13
Coding region: 775-2649 (624 amino acids)
Molecular function (GO): protein binding
Source: RefSeq, a predicted model, not a curated record
UUUUAGAUUCCGUCUCUCACAGUUGAGGUGUACCUAUGAUAAAAAUUACAGACCUCUACAUGCUUUUUUUAACACCAGGAAAUCCGCUCCUCUAAUUGGGACAUCUGUUCCCAAUUAUUUCCACGCAUAAUAGAGAGACACGUGAUCAUAUACCAAUAUAAGCAAGGUUUGAAAUGAUUAUGUUUUAGUCAAAUAUUAUCUCUGUUUGGGCUUCUUGUAGUCAACUUGCAGUCUACAAAUUAUUUGUAAUUAUGUUCCGAUCAUCCACUCAAUAAAAAAUCUUAGUCUAGUUGAUGAUCCCUGUUCUACGGCUUAUCAUGAGGUAUUCUAACUUGGGUGAGCAGUACCUCGAGAUUGACUUAAUUUUAGAGAUUGCGCACCAGCUGUUGUUAACAAAGAGACACACCUCCCCCAGGGAGCCUUUCUGUCCUGCUGGUGCAUAGAAAACCAACUAGAUGUAUAUUAUCCAUGUCCUUGUUCAGCCACGACUCUGAGAAAUAUAGGAUAAUACAGUUCUCCAGUGAUGAGUUAUUUUGCCAAUAGAAUGGAGGGAAAAGGUGGUUUAUUUACUCGCCAACGUAGUUUUGUCAGGGUGCCUGCAAGUUGGCCUCUCUAACACAGUACCUUCCUUUCCCGAGUCUCAGGGAUUAGGGCCUUGUCCGGGGUGAGCAGAUUAUCCUGCACUGCCGACUUGUUGAAGUAGAAAUCAUCAUCCAAAUCGAGUCGCCCAGAGUGAGGCCCAGGCAGGAGCCGGCUGCUGCUGACCACGGCACCAUGAUGGAGGGGGGCAUGCAGCUGCUGAACCGUGACGGCCACAGCAUCUCGCACAACUCCAAGCGCCACUACCACGACUCAUUUGUGUCCAUGAACAGGAUGCGCCAGCGUGGCCUGCUCUGCGACAUCGUGCUUCACGUCUCCAACAAGGAGAUCAAGGCGCACAAGGUGGUGCUGGCCUCCUGCAGUCCCUACUUCCAUGCCAUGUUUACAAGUCACCAGGUGAGGUGUGUGUCCAAGUUUUCCUCCUCCAUCCUGCAGCUCAGACUAGAGCUUUGUGAGGAUGAGAUGUCGGAGAGUCGUCAGACCCACGUGACCCUGCAUGACAUUGACCCCCAGGCGUUGGAACAGCUGGUUCAGUAUGCCUACACGGCAGAAAUCGUGGUGGGGGAGGGCAACGUGCAGACAUUGCUUCCAGCGGCCAGCCUGCUGCAGCUCAACGGGGUGAGGGACGCCUGCUGUAAGUUCCUCCUCAGCCAGCUGGACCCUUCCAACUGCCUGGGCAUCCGCAGCUUUGCCGACACGCACUCCUGCAGCGACCUGCUCAAGUCGGCGCACAAGUACGUCCUGCAGCACUUUGUGGAGGUGUCCAAGACUGAGGAGUUCAUGCUGCUGCCGCUAAAGCAGGUAUUAGACCUGAUCUCCAGUGACAACCUGAACGUACCGUCAGAAGAGGAGGUAUACCGGGCCGUGCUGAGCUGGGUCAAACACGACAUAGAUGGGCGCAGGCAGCACGUACCCUGGCUGAUGAAGUGCGUGCGUCUGCCCCUGCUGCGGAGGGAUUUCCUCAUGAGCAACGUGGACACGGAGCUGCUGGUGCGCCACCACUCUGAGUGCAAGGACCUGCUCAUCGAGGCCCUCAAGUACCAUCUUAUGCCCGAGCAGAGGGGUGUGCUGAGUAACAGCCGUACCCGGCCGCGCCGCUGCGAGGGCGCCAGCCCCGUGCUCUUCGCCGUCGGUCAGUGUGCCCCCGAGGUUACCCACCAGGGUGGCGGCAGUCUGUUUGCUAUCCACGGUGACUGUGAGGCCUACGACACGCGGACUGACCGAUGGCACAUGGUGGCAUCCAUGUCCACUCGGCGGGCACGUGUGGGCGUGGCGGCCAUUGGCAACAAGCUGUACGCUGUGGGAGGGUAUGACGGCACCUCAGAUUUGGCCACAGUGGAGUCCUACGACCCUGUCACCAACUCCUGGCAGCCUGAGGUUUCAAUGGGGACGCGACGGAGCUGUUUGGGCGUGGCAGUGUUGCACGGCCUCCUGUACGCCGCCGGUGGUUACGACGGAGCUUCCUGUCUCAACAGUGCAGAGCGGUACGACCCUCUCACCAGUACCUGGACCUCCAUCGCUGCCAUGAGCACCCGAAGGAGAUACGUCCGUGUGGCCACUCUAGAUGGCAGUCUGUAUGCAGUAGGAGGAUAUGAUAGCUCCUCACACCUAGCAACAGUGGAAAAAUAUGAACCACAGAGUAACGCGUGGACAGCCAUCGCCAAUAUGCUGAGUCGACGCAGUAGUGCCGGGGUGGCCGUGCUGGAGGGCAUGCUCUAUGUUGCCGGGGGCAACGAUGGCACCAGCUGCCUAAACUCGGUGGAGCGAUUCAAUCCCAAGACCAACGCCUGGGAGGGCGUGGCGCCCAUGAACAUCCGCAGGAGUACCCACGACCUGGUGGCUAUGGACGGCUGGCUGUACGCGGUGGGCGGCAAUGACGGCAGCUCCAGCCUCAACUCCAUUGAGAAGUACAACCCGCGCAGCAACAAGUGGGUGGCGGCCUCCUGCAUGUUCACGCGGCGCAGCAGUGUGGGGGUGGCCGUCCUAGAGCUGCUCAACUUCCCGCCGCCUUCGUCGCCCACACUGUCUGUGUCCUCCACCAGCCUUUGACACGGGGCUAAGCUCUGGCUGACCUCAGCCUCAACCUCGGCCUUGGUUGCCACCGCACAGCCAGGCCCCAGCAAGAGACGCAACUGCUCUGUGUGAAGAGGAGGGAGUGAGAUGAUGCAUAUACUUGAAUCAGGUAGCGAGAGGGAGAGUGGAGAGAAGGGCUUGAGAGACUGGGAGGGGUACAGUUAGAGGGAGAAGAGGUGAUGGGAAGAGUGAAAGAUGGAGAGAGAAAUGCACAGAGGGGACUGCUGGAUCUGGUCUCUUUCCCUGAAGUCUCACUGUAUUACCAUAAAGAUACCAGCUUCUAGUCUAUUGAAGAACACAGGAGAGUUUUCCUCAGAUAAAGAGGUUGGGAAAAAAACACCAUUUGCAAUCCAAUACCGUCUCUGAACCGAUUUUAACUUAGGAAUGUAGCUAUUGACUGGUUCUGCCAUGCAUGUUUACUGACAUUGUGUCCUGGCAGGCAGGAAUAAAAAUGAGUAGUGCAGCUGUAUGUGUCACACUAGGUGGCAUUAACGGGCAAUGUUGUUUACCGUCCUACCCUACGGACGAGCCUUGUGUAAUAGUGUUGCCCCUAGACAUUUUCCAGCAUUUCCCCUUAAAUGGUUAAGGUUAGUAUUGAGGAGGGGAAGCUGAUCGUAGAUCUGUACCUAAGGAAAACUUCAACCAACCAAUGGAGAAGAAGAAAAAAAAGAAUAGCUAUUGAUUCGAGAUCUAUCGUUACUCUAAACUGUAAAUUCGUUUAAUUUCUUUAAAAAAAAUAUAUAUAAGAACAGAUAAUAUGAUGUUGAAUUAUUUAUUAAAUGUAAAAAAAAAAAUAUAUAUAUAUAUAGCUAAUAUAUUCCGACAAUUUCAAAGAUGCUUUGUGAAAAGCAAAUGGACCACUGCUACGACUCGAGUGCAGUAUUAUUUUUAUUUUGUUGUGUUAACGUCGUGCAUAUCAUUGAUGGAAGUGUGUCCGAGAGGAUGUCAAAAGUGGGAAGUUGUUCAGUUUGAGCGUUGAGUAUAUCAGAGUGAAGGAUUGAUAAGGAUUUUUUCAACUGAUGAAGAUAUCAGGGCCCGUAUUCAUAAAGUGUCUCAGGGUAGGAAUGCUGAUCUAGGUUCCCCCUUAUUCAUAAUGAUUUAAAAGGAUAAACUGAUCCUAGAUCAGCAUUCCUACUCUGAGACACUUUUUGAAGACAGGCAGAGGUCAACUGAAAUAUCUUUAUUAUUUGUAAAGGACAACAGUUAAAAGAAAGAGGUUUAUUUUGUUCAUGCAGUAUUUAUUCUUUUGCCGGUUGGUACCUUGACUGAAAAUUUGAAAUAUUUUUCAAAAGUAGCCUUGUCACUGCCACAUGUAUUUCACAACCGAUGUCAUUAGUAGUUAUGGCAACUGAUGUCCAAUGCGGUUGUAUGGAAGGCUAUGGUAUGCAAGCUUGCUUGUCCGCUAGCUAAUUAGAAGACCCCAAUCCAUUGUAUAGAUCAUUAUCAUUCAUAAACACAUAGUGGUAUCACGAUCAUGACAGCUUUGAAAUGGCUAAAGAGCAGAAGGUUCAAGUAAUGUGUAGGCAAAUGAACACAACACUAGUUUUAAAACUUAAGACUAGCUGCGGCAAUGUCAAUGUGGAAACAUUUAUGGUGCUUUCAUUUUGUGUUACUUUACUCAUCAUUUUGUACUUUCCCUCAUCAUACCUCUUCCUGUAUUGUUGAAAAGGAUCCAAAGUUACCACAGCAAUGUUUACAUAGUAAACGUGUGACAACAUGUAGUAUAACUCUGAGCUCUAACGAUACUCUGGAACACUAUCAGAUAAUACCAUUCUUUGGAAGUUCCACAAAAUGGCACACAUCAAAGCAAAGGCUGAUUGGUUAAGGAAAUGAAGCUGUUUCUACAUACUCAAUACUGAUACUUUACCUGAGGUUAAAGAGCUGUGUCAGCCACAACAUGUCCUAAUUUUAGUUUUUGACUCGUCACAGUUAGCUAGGUUCAAUAAAUAGGCUAUGUAGAGCAGUGUGAUCAAAUGUAAAACUUCUGAGAAGUAAUUUAUUUUCCUUUUUUCAAAGGAUUUUGUUGAUCUGGUUUUGUUUUUACCGAACCCCACCCCCCCGGAUAUGGUGAAGUGUUUUGUCCCCAAAUCGCAAAAGUGGUUGCAGUGAUGUCUUCUGUGACGUCAUGGUCAGGUUGUAUAUAGAUUGUUUCAAGAAUCAAGAAUUUAGCGACCAGAAAAAAACGUAUUUAGCUGGUUGUAAUCUGGUAUCUAACCAGGCGUCUCUACAACCAGAAAACCUAUUUACAACCAGAAAAUGACGUCAUUAUAACAUUCCAUGCCAAAUUUUACACGGUGGGUUCGUGUGAGCUCAUAAUGUACCAUGAGUGAAAUCUCCACACAAGAACUUGGCCUCCAUUUAGUUGAAUCAAAUGUAACGAAGGAAUUGGCCAAAUUCUCAGAUUGAAUGCAUUGUCGAUGUGACUGUAGCUUUUUUAGUUAACACAUUAUUGUUCAAUGUGACCUGCAUCGUUUAUUAAUAUGUUAUAUUUAUCGAGAAAAUGUAUGGAGAAACGUUGCACUAUUGUGAAAUGGAGCAAUACACUGUAUAGAAAAUAAAUAAAGAUGCUUUCAGGUGUGAGAACCCAG